Molecule: messenger RNA, 1768 nt
Organism: Diaporthe batatas
Lineage: Eukaryota; Fungi; Ascomycota; Sordariomycetes; Diaporthales; Diaporthaceae
Exons: 2
Coding region: 152-718 (188 amino acids)
Biological process (GO): tRNA 5'-leader removal
Cellular component (GO): ribonuclease P complex
Source: RefSeq, a predicted model, not a curated record
CUCCAGUCUGGCCCUGGUCGCUCGGUUGGCCAGCAAAUUCCCAUCCUAAGCCUGCACUAUCAAACCGAAGCAUUCAACUACAUUAUUUCCACAACUCCCCUGCCCUUCCCGGUCAUCCACAACACGUUCGGGAGGGUGCGACACGGCCAAAAUGGUUCGUAUCAAGGAGCGCUAUCUUCUUGUAGACAUCGUCUAUCCUGAGGCUGCCCAGAACCAGGCAAAGACGGGCUUACCCGACAUUCUCGUUUACAACCAGCCUACCGCCAACGCCUGCAAUGCUCGGUCCAUCCAAUACGCUAUCAAGGCACAGGUCACAGAUCUUUUCGGUGACUUUGGCGCCGGCGCAGUUGAGCGCAGCCUUAGAGUCAAGUAUCUCUCAAAUGCGACGUCAACCUGCAUUCUCCAGUGCUCAAGAGAGCACUACCGCCUGGUCUGGGCGGCUCUUACCAUAAUGAAGCACGUGCCGACCAAGCAGGGCCCCGGUCUUCCUUGUAUUUUUCGAGUUGUGCGCGUCAGCGGCACGAUUAAGAAGGUCGAGGAAGAGGCCAUUCGGCGAGCGAAACAGAUGAUCCUUGCGGCCAAAGACGAGAUGGCUGGGAAGGAAACUGACGCGCUCAACACCUUAUUCGGGGCGAAUGACGCCGCUGCCGAUGUGGCCAUGAUCGACCGUGGUGACGACUUCGACCCUGACUCCGGCGAAUCUGAAGGGAAUGAUUGAAGCCCCUCAUUUCUUCUUCCGAGUAACCUUGACGCCUAACUCUGAAGCAAGCGGCAUGGGCAUGUCGUCGAAAUCAGGGUCAUCAACACCAGCCUGUCCCAUCGGGCCCGCGCUCUCUUCUCUGAGCCUGGCCUGUUCUUCCUCCACCUUAGCCUCAGCUGCAUCAUACUCAUCCUUCUGGUCAACCCAUCGCUCUUGUAUGUCCUCGACAUCAAGCAUGGACGGUUCGUUUCGCAUCGCAACCUGCCAGACAGUGUCGUUGGCUCCCUCCGCGCCCCCGAAAACAUAUCCGCCUGCACGGUCGAUUACUUUCAGUAAGUGCAUCACACUCUUCUUGUUCUCGAUAGCCAGAACCUCGAACUGAACCAAGGCAAAGCUUUCCACCAGAUUUGCGACCGCUUCGUUUAGCGCCUUGAACUUUUCGCUUCGCAGCGCAGGCGACUCUUCCUCAAGGCUCGGCAGGAGAUACGAGAGAUCUUGCACUUCGGUGUAAAAAUCGAGAUUGAAAGGCAACGGGUCAUAUGAUGAGACUUUGUCGAUCUUGGUGAGGACGUUGAUGUGUGGCAGAUCCAUCUGCAGCAUGGCUCGGAGCGCGAGCAAGAGGUUGGACAGGUAGAGUGAAGGCUGGGUCAAGCAGAAACUGUCGGAGAGGUGUAGGACGACCAACUAGUCUUCCGUCAGCAUACCUUGGAGGGCCAUAAGGGGGGAACCAGCGGCAACGGACCCGGAACCCCAUCUUCUGGAGCUUAAAGAAGAUGUUGCGUAAGGAGUUGUGAUGCGUGUAGAGCUCGACCUGGCCGGGACAGUCGAAGAGAAUAUAAUCCUCGCCCAACUCUUUCAGCCCCUCCUCGAGCCACUCAAAAUUAUGUUCCAGCUCCUCGAGGGCGUAGAGAACCCCGCCGUUCGGCCCCAGGUUGUCGUUGCCCAUGAUCUCCUCCAACGUGACGAGGUCGCGGAUGUCUAGAGCGCAUGGAUAACUUGUCUUGUCGUUCGCAGGGUCGAGAUUAACAACUGAACACUGUCUGCCUAUUGCGCCCAUGAACUGGUGCA